Molecule: messenger RNA, 865 nt
Organism: Varroa destructor (honeybee mite)
Lineage: Eukaryota; Metazoa; Arthropoda; Arachnida; Mesostigmata; Varroidae
Product: translation machinery-associated protein 16
Cellular component (GO): nucleus
Source: RefSeq, a predicted model, not a curated record
AUGUAAACAAAAACAUGUGCUAACAGUGCGACUUUCGUGUGGCUUACAUUGCUUUGUAAUAAUUUCAAAGAGCGUUGGCCUUAUUGUAGAAACUGUUAUUCUCCUUUGUCGGGUGACCGUUUAGCAGAAAUACAACAUGUCGAAGUCUACUUCAAAGAAGAAGACCCAAAAUCAUAAAAAGAAGGACUUGCAUCCAAACUCGCGAAAGGUGAAGCAACUAGCGCGGAAACAACUACACAAAAUCAAAAUUCAAAAACGCAAGACAGAGCACUCACAAAGGAAUCGGACUAGAAUGGAAAAGUUUGCUUUUUUUCACAAAUGUUUGCCUGAAGAUGUUAAUAGACUUAAUGGUAACGAGGUAAAGCACAUUAUCGACGGGUACUUUUGUCGGUUCGACGACGAAAUCGCUGAAACCGAUCGGUUACUCCAAAUGCGUGGCAACACGACCCAACAUGCCGGCCGCAUGGACGCUAUUAAAAUGACUUUAGAUAAAGAAAAACAGGAAUUUCGUAGUGCUACAUUUGAAGUUCCGGAUCUUUUAUCAACGGACGGUUUCCAAAUAUUUCGUGCCUGGGACCUAAAGGAAAGCUACCUACCGAAGAUCAAAACUAGAAUGGUGUCUCCGCAUGUACUGGCUCAACUCAGUUGAUGUUAAGUAAUUCUACUUACCCGUUUUUAAGAAUGCGCAAGUCGAAUGUAUAUCGUUAUGUUCAACUUCAGAACUAUUUUUCAGAACUGCGCAGGACAGCUCAUUUUUUAUUCUGUUGAAUUCUAGAGAAACUCAAGUUAAUUCAAUACUUAAAAAUUAAAAGAUACGUAUACACGUACCUAAUAAAAAUUACCUUAUUGGCUCCACCUUUAUGUA